GAUAUAACAGAGUUCCAAUCUUAUUUCCGCUUAACUAAUUUUUGGUUUCUUGCAGAUCAUUAUAAGAAGAUAAAGAUUGGAAAUGGAGGAGGAGAAAGCAACAGAGAGACUAUACAGUGCACAGGAAAAAGUAAAGAUGACGAAAGGAGGCUGGACUUUGGAUGAAGACUCCAAACUCAUCCAUUACAUCUCCCUACUUGGUCAGGGACGCUGGGAUUCCUUGGCUCACUUUGCCGGAUUGAAGCGUACAGGUAAGAGCUGCAGAUUAAGAUGGAUGAACUACUUGCGGCCGAAUUUACGACGAGGAGAACUUACUCCUCAAGAGCAGCUUCUUAUUUUACUCCUUCAUUUUCGCUAUGGAAAUCGAUGGGCAAAGAUCGCAGAACACUUGCCAGGUAGAACAGAUAACGAGGUUAAGAAUUACUGGAGAACAAAAGUUCAAAAACAUGCAAAACAGCUGCAUUGCGACGUCAAUAGCCUACAGUUUCGAGACUUCCUUCAUUAUCAAUGGCUGCCCAGGUUAACUGAACAAAUACGUGCCACGUCAUCGUCUCAAGAACAACUCAUGUCCUCUUCUUCUUCUUUUACCUUUCACAAUAACACUGAAGUAUUAAUAUUGGAGAAUUCUACUUUUCUUCAAACUGGGAUUAAUGGAUCGACUAACAUCACAUGUCCUAUAAACCACACUCCAAAUGUUGCCGAAGUUACGUCACUAAUAGAUGAUAAUAUUUGGAACCUCUCGAGCGGUAACAGGACAUCUGGAUUUGAAGAUGGAUUUUCUGAUCUUUCAAGCACAGAUAUGGCGGUUUAUUCUAAUUCUCAGGAUCAGUGUCAUAGUUGGGCAAGUGCAGGAUCAGAAGUAUUAUUACCAGAUGAAACGCUAGGAUUGAAUGAUAUGGACCUUUGGCUCUUUCCUUAGAAGGGUUGUGAUUUAGUUGGCUAGCAUUAUCUUCAGUGUUCUCUUUUCCAUGUACAUAGUAUUUUGCCAUAGAAGGGGAGCCUUGGAGCAACAGUAAAGUUGUCUCUACGUGACCUAUAAGUCACAGGUUCGAGUCGUAGAAGCAGCUACUAAUGCUUGCAUUAAGUUAGGAUGUCUACAUCACACCCAUUAGGGUGUAGCCCUUCCUUAGAUCCUGUGUGAACGCAGUAUGCCUUGUGCACCUCACUGCCCUUUAUAGUAUAUUAUCACAAAUGUUAUGUUUUUAUAUAAUGCUCAUCAACAAGCAAUUGAUUUAAGGGUGUACUCUCUC
This is a messenger RNA of Nicotiana tabacum (common tobacco), 1250 nucleotides long. Its product is annotated as transcription factor MYB2-like. Gene Ontology annotation, biological process: regulation of DNA-templated transcription. The record is from RefSeq and is a predicted model, not a curated record. Gene Ontology annotation, cellular component: nucleus. Lineage: Eukaryota; Viridiplantae; Streptophyta; Magnoliopsida; Solanales; Solanaceae. Gene Ontology annotation, molecular function: sequence-specific DNA binding; DNA-binding transcription factor activity.